Molecule: messenger RNA, 1675 nt
Organism: Cajanus cajan (pigeon pea)
Lineage: Eukaryota; Viridiplantae; Streptophyta; Magnoliopsida; Fabales; Fabaceae
Product: AAA-ATPase At2g18193
Molecular function (GO): ATP binding; ATP hydrolysis activity
Source: RefSeq, a predicted model, not a curated record
GGAAGUGUGAGCAGCAAGCAUUGAAAGCAGUAUAAAUAUGCUCAAGAGUAUGUGGUCUGUCAUAGGGUCCAAUCUACUUUCCCAUUACAUUUGUGGUUCAUAGUUCAUACCAUUACCAUGGGAUCCAACACCAACAAGUACAACAUCUUUUCCUCUUUCACUUCGGCCUCAUCAUGGUUCGAGCUCUACGCAGCCUUCUCCACAUUCACGAUGCUCCUCAAAGCAGCAUUCAAUGAUCUCAUACCCCACCAACUUCGAUCCUUCGUCACCUCAAAGCUAGAGUCUUUGUUCUCCAAAUACCAACCCAACAACCGAGUCUCUCUCAAAAUAAACCAAUUUUGGGACGAAAGUUUGAGAAGCCGGAAUGAGCUUUUCUACGCUGCCCACGAGUACCUCCCCACCAAGAUCACCAACACCUUCAAGUCGCUCAAAGUUGGGAAAAUAGAAGACCAAAAACACCUCGAGCUCGCAGUGGAUGCAACUCAAGAGGUGCUGGACGAAUUUGAAGGCAUCAAGUUUACUUGGAAGCUCGAUGACGGCUCCGAGAAGGACUCUGAGAAUUUCAAAAAGUACAGCUUUGAACUAACCUUCAACGGGAAGCAUAGAGAAAGAGCUUUGGAACGGUAUAUCCCGCACGUGCUUAAAACAUACGAGGCCAUGAAAUCUGACAAGAGGAUUCUCAAAAUCUAUUCCAGGUUGGAUGGGUAUUGGACCGAAAGUGAGUUAUCACAUCCUGCCACAUUUGACUCCCUCGCCUUGAGUCCUGAGUUGAAGAAGGAUAUAAUCGACGACUUAGAUCGGUUCCUGAGGAGAAAGGAACUUUAUAAGAAAGUGGGGAAGCCUUGGAAACGUGGCUACCUCUUGUAUGGAACCCCCGGAACUGGAAAAUCUAGCCUCAUUGCUGCUAUUGCCAAUUACUUGAAAUUCGAUGUGUAUGAUUUGGAGCUUACUUCUGUUGACUGUAACUCGGAGCUCAUGCGGUCCAUGAAGGAAGCAUCUAACCGUUCCAUCAUUGUGGUUGAAGAUGUAGAUUGCAACAAAGUGGUGCAUGCAAGAUCUAAAGCAAAUGGUCUUGAAGAUCAAGAUUCAGACUCCGACAAUGAGGGUGUCACUGCCAAGGUUAAGGCAAACAGGUUUACUCUUUCGGGUCUGCUUAACUACAUGGAUGGAUUGUGGUCAAGUGGUGGAGAGGAGCGAAUUGUCAUCUUCACUACUAAUCACAGAGAAAAAAUUGACCCUGCGUUGUUGCGCCCUGGUCGAAUGGACAUGCAUAUUCACUUGUCCUUUCUCAAAGGUAAGGCGUUUCGAGUCUUGGCUUCCAAUUAUUUGGGAAUUGAAGGAGAUCAUCCUCUCUUUGAAGAAAUUGAGGGUCUGUUGGAGAGAAUUGAAGUCAGCCCUGCAGUAGUAGCAGAGCAACUUAUGAGAAAUGAGGAUCUUGAUGUUGCCUUGGAAGCACUUGUUAAAUUUCUCAAAGAAAUGGACAAGGACAGAAAUUGCAAUGGAGAGUUAACAGGGUUGCUUUCAUAGAGUAGGGACUAGGGACUUAUGAUCUUCUCUUAUAUGCCUAGGAAACUCACACUGAAAUAGCUUCUAUCUUUACUUUUAAUUUGUUUUGUGUAACUUUCCUGUUAAAAUAAGACCAUUCACUAAGCAUAAAAAAAAAAAAAAAGACCAU